AUGAUGCUCCACUACGGCUCAUUUCCCUUCCCGGUUGAGGAGGGCAAGCGCAUGACCUGCGACAUCUUUCUCCGCAGCAUCUAUAUGAUGUCUCGCACUGCACUUAGCGUGCUGUGGAGAGACUACGGUUCGAUUGGCGGGGUGCCACAGACUAGGCAAAGGAGACCAGUUGAUGAUGUUAGGCUUCUUUUUCAGAGUAUGGCUAGUGAGAAAGACGAAGAAGAUGAUGCUGCGCGGACAGAAGAUGACGACGAAGAUCUUCUGGAUGUUUUGUUCUUUGUGAUGCAUCGGGUGCAAGAAGAGAGAAGUCCGAAGUGCAGUAGCAAAAGAGAGAGCGUGAAGAAGGCUGCGAGUGCGCUGCCGAGUUCAUGCUCGAGGAAUUUGGGAGGGACGGUUGAGCGCGGAGACUUAAGAAGUAUGUUGGAAUUGAUUAUUGUGUUGCUGAAUAGCAGGGUACUGGGCACGAUGGCGCCUCCAAACAAAAACGUCAUUGGCUGCAUGAUGAACGCUUUCAUGCCCGCCUCAUCCGAGCAUCUCGGGAGCGAAUGGGAAACGUUUCGCAAUGUUGUUCUCGGAUCUUGUCCAAACCUCAUAGCCAUCCUCUCAGCCUUCAUCGAACGUUCAUUUCAAAUCACCAAUUUCUUUUGGCUCCAGGCUGAGACGUUGCCGAAAUCUCUGAAUGAAUUCCGCGGGAUCGUCUCGCAAUCGAACAUCAUCUCGGCAGAUCAGCUUUCUCAGCUGCUUUUGGUCAUUCCCGUAGGGCUUGUUCUGCAUUUCAAUAACAUCACAUAUCGUGGAGAGUCUGUGGCGGAACAUGCCAGUCAAAUUGCAAGUCAUCUGCAAACGCCCGGACGACUUCUCAUAGGAAGAUGUUUGGAUGGAGCUAGUGCACACGAUCCACAGAUCAUAUGCGCAUACACUGGCUUUCCAGACAUGUAUGAUGGCUACUUGUCUAGUACCGUAGCUCCGCGAAGUGGAAGCAUGGUUUUCAGCCUCACUCCCACGCACGAGAUGUAUGCGGCGGAAAAACAAGAAAUACAACUCAACAUCGGUGUCAAAGCGGAUCCCAACGAGGUGUCGCAAGAUGAACAAGCAGGAAUCAUGGAGAUCCCGGACGGGAAGUGCCUGCUUGAGGUGGAGAUUGGGUCUCUGUCACUAGAGCGCCUGAUCGGAGCUUUUGAGCUCUGGACGAUGUAA
Parastagonospora nodorum SN15 is the source of this 1197-nucleotide messenger RNA. RefSeq lists its product as hypothetical. The record is from RefSeq and is a predicted model, not a curated record. The transcript has 3 exons. Bases 1 to 1197 code for a protein of 398 amino acids. NCBI's taxonomy places the organism in Eukaryota, Fungi, Ascomycota, Dothideomycetes, Pleosporales, Phaeosphaeriaceae.